Bradysia coprophila is the source of this 1974-nucleotide messenger RNA. Its product is annotated as ferric reductase 1-like. Lineage: Eukaryota; Metazoa; Arthropoda; Insecta; Diptera; Sciaridae. The record is from RefSeq and is a predicted model, not a curated record. Gene Ontology annotation, biological process: regulation of postsynaptic membrane neurotransmitter receptor levels; regulation of glutamate receptor signaling pathway.
UGCCAUUCGAUUAGUCGAGUAGUCGAAGUUAAAAAUUGUUGUCGUCGUUGAGAGUUUUCGAAUUAAUUUUUUCCGGACAUUAUUCACAGUCCGCUGCAAGAUGGUUCGUAGUAUUAGUUAUUUACUAGUAACGGUGAUAGCGGUUGCAAGUGUUCAGAUGGUUGAUGGUCAAUUCAACUAUUCGAUCUGUGAAAAUGCUACUUGCUUUGGACUUCCGGACCAUUGCUUAGACACAUUCGAUUGUCAGGCAGUUUGUAAGGUGAACAAACUCACCUCAGACGUCUAUCAAUUCGAGGUGCAAACAAUGCCACAGACGAACCAAUCAUCAUUACCACUAGCGUACGUAGCCGUCGGUCUAUCAUUGGAUUCGCGUAUGGACGAUGACUCUGUGGUGGAGUGUGUUAUGAUGAAUAAUCAAGUUGAAGUGUUCAUGUCAUAUACAAGACAAAGUCCAAGAGGUGCUGAUCGUCAUACGUAUACCGAUGAGAUAAGAAUAACUCAAACAUCAUAUUCCGAUGGGAGUAUACGGUGUGCAUUCGAACGGAAAGCGGUUACCGUUAUCAACAAUCAGAUAUUUGAUUUGAACGGGAUACCCCAUCACUUGCUACUGGCUGUUGGAACUGAAGUGGAUGCCACUUCACUGCGGAGACACACUGUCCGGCUGGCGUCAAACGAACCAAUAAUUGUGCCUGAUAGUGUAGAGAUUCCCAAUCAAAAUAUCGAUUACGAUGCAUGCGCCAUAACACAGACAUGUUUCGGUAUGCCCAGUGGAUGUAUAUCCUCAAAAAAUUGCCAUACGGCCAUUACCAUCACCCACACAUCCCCAACAUACAAGUUUCAAAUGGCUACCAGUUCGGGCACUGCAUAUGUGGCGGUAGGAUUAUCGAUGGAUAAUCAAAUGGGCAGUGAUUCAGUAAUUGAAUGCGUACGAGAGAAUGAUGCAGUUAACAUGUACACUUCAUUCACAAGAAAUGAUCACACAGGAACUGAUCGCCAUUCUUCAGAUGGUUUGGCUACGCUUCUCGAUUCGUCGUAUGUGAACGGUCUAAUAUACUGUUACGUUGAACGUAAUGAAACUGGUGCAGUGUUUGACCAGGAAUUCGAUCUAGCCAACCAGUUUUUCUACAUUUUGCUAGCGAUCGGUGAUGUAACAACUGCCACAAGUCUUACAGGGCACAAACAGAGACAGGUAUCGUCUGAAGCCAUUCAUUUAUCGGAUAUCGUUGAUCUUAAAGAAGCGGCUAAACCGUUGCUCAUUAAAUUGCAUGGAUGCUUCAUGAUAUUCGCUUGGAUGGGUACAGCUGCGGUGGGCUUGGUAUUGGCUAGAUACUUUAAGAAGGAAUGGUCGAAUAAAAAAGUUUUCGGAAAGGAUGUGUGGUUCAUCGGACAUAUGGUAUGUAUGGUGAUCACAUGGACGCUGACACUGGUUGCCUUCGUCAUGAUAUUUGUUCAUGUUGGUGGAUGGACACAGAUCGGAAAUACUCACGGUAUAAUGGGAAUAGUCGUUACGGUCUUGUGCUUUUUCCAACCAAUCGGAGCUGCUUUCCGACCGCAUCCCAAGCAUCCAAGACGGAUCGGAUUCAACAUCGGUCAUUAUUUCAUUGGACGCAUCGCAUUUUUGCUGGCAAUUAUCAACAUCUUCUACUCAAUUUUCUUGACCUCAGCUGAAAUGCCCCUUUGGUUUCUAUCAAUUUUGGUGAUAUUUUGCGUAGUCUUUUGGGGAAACCAUAUUUUGAUGAGUACAAUGGCAUAUCUCGCCGAUGAUAAACGUAGUCUGCUGCGAGCUUUUAUCGGUCCUGCUAAGCACAUUGAUUAUGCGACAGCAGAUUACAUUGCUUGGUACGUCCGACUGAAGAGGAAGUUUUUCGUCCUAUAUUUAGCUGCAAUAAUUGUCCUAGUCGUUAGCAGUAUUUGUGUCGUUAUAUUUAGCCGGACUUAGAUUCAACAGGAGAUUAAAGUUAAUGAUGACUCAGU